AUGCUGUUCCUUCGCGGGAUGAUGCCACGGCUGAACCUGCCGGUUCCCGUGGCCAUUGCGCUGCUAUACAUACUCUUUGUCUUCCCCGUGAUGGGGAUGGCAUACUACGAGCUGAAGAGCCGACGAGCCCGAGCCCGCACGCCCAAGGGAUGCCGCAAACUCGGCCUUCACGACGGGCACUCGAACCUGCACGACGAGCAUGAAUACAGCACCGACGGACUCAAACCAGGCCAGAAGAACAACAAUGAGAAGCCAACACCACGCAUCAAGGCGCUGAUAGCCUACCCUAUCAAAUCCUGUCGAGGCAUCGAGUUCAACUUCACGCAUUUCAAAGACAGCGGACUCGCCUGGGACCGCCGCUUCUGUUUCGCAGAGUACACCACUGAUAACGACGACAACGACGACGGUUCGAGCGGCCACUGGGACGCCAAAACCCUACGAAACGGCACAUACUCUCGUCUCGCCCUGAUACGGCCCGAGAUCUGGCUCCCCGACCCUUCCAGCCCAACCUACGACAAGCGCCUUCACAGCGUGAAAUCAGACGGCGUGCUACUCAUCUUCUACCCACGCGACACCUCCCGCCUACCGCCCUGGACCCGUCUGGGCAUCCAGCUCGGCCUGCUGGAGAGCGAGGAGUGGUUUAGCAUCCCGCUCAACCCGCCGGCGGACUCGAGCGAGUACCCCCUCGAAGAGCUGCGGUUGUUCAGCAUCCCUACGCGCGCGACGAGGUACUCGACGCAUGUCCCUGCUGCUCUGGCGGAGUUUCUAGGCAGCAAGAAGCCAUUGGGUCUGUUUAGGGUGCACCCAGAGCAUGUGCGGGUUGCGGUGGGCAAUGCGCCGAGCGAGCGGGAGCUGGGGUAUGUUCCUGACAAGGCGUUUAGUGACGAGUACCUGUUGCAGAUGCAGAGUAUGGGCAGUCUGCGGGAGAUGCAUGGGCGGACGAAGUAUGCUAUCCCGCAGCUGAGUGUGAGGCGGUUCCGGCCGAAUGUGGUGCUGGAGGGAGUCGGGGCGUAUGAGGAGGAUGCGUGGAAGAUGAUUAGAUUUGUAUCAAGUGAGAAGGAAGAUGGUGAUGGUGAUGGUGAAGGAGUGGAUGUGCAU
This is a messenger RNA of Trichophyton verrucosum HKI 0517, 1098 nucleotides long. Its product is annotated as MOSC domain protein. The transcript has a single exon. NCBI's taxonomy places the organism in Eukaryota, Fungi, Ascomycota, Eurotiomycetes, Onygenales, Arthrodermataceae. Gene Ontology annotation, molecular function: catalytic activity; molybdenum ion binding; pyridoxal phosphate binding. The record is from RefSeq and is a predicted model, not a curated record. The annotation marks the transcript as partial.